Vigna angularis (adzuki bean) is the source of this 1599-nucleotide messenger RNA. RefSeq lists its product as uncharacterized. The coding region runs from base 1 to 1599 and encodes 532 amino acids. Gene Ontology annotation, molecular function: zinc ion binding. The transcript has 4 exons. NCBI's taxonomy places the organism in Eukaryota, Viridiplantae, Streptophyta, Magnoliopsida, Fabales, Fabaceae. The record is from RefSeq and is a predicted model, not a curated record.
AUGGCUUAUUGUGGAUAUUUAGAAGGAUGUAGAACAUGGAAAUUGAGAAAAAUAUUGGAUACCCAUACUUGCAAUAGGCAAUUCAAUAUCAAAAUGAUGAAUGCUAAGUGGUUGAGUGAGACAUUGGAUACCACAGUACUUGAAAAUCCGAAUUUGAAGGUAAAUGAAAUAGGGUCAAAAGCUUUGAGGAAAUGGAAUACAAAUGUCACAAUAUCUAAAGCUCGUAGGGCAAAAUUAAUGGCAUCAUGCAAAGUUGAAGGUUCAUUCAAAAAUCAGUUUACACGAAUAUAUGACUAUGCACAUGAAUUAUUGAGAUGUAACCCGGGAUCAACGGUCAAAGUUAAAGUGGAUAGUGAAAAUGGUCAGACCACAUUUCAGAGGUUCUAUGUUUGUUUGAAAGCUUGUAAGAAUAGUUUCGUCUCUUGUAGACCCUUUAUUGGUUUGGAUGGAUGUUUUCUUAAAGGAAAGUACAAGGGGGAAUUAUUAACAGUUGUUGGUAGAGAUCCUAAUGAGCAGAUGUUACCUCUGGCAUAUGCAAUUGUGGAAGUAGAGAACAAAGAAACUUGGUCUUGGUUUUUGGAAUUGUUGAUAGAAGACCUUGGGGGCAUUGACGUAUGUGAUGCAUGCACUUUUAUGUCUGACCAACAAAAGGGUUUGUUGCCAGCUUUGUCUGAACUUUUACUUGGGGCAGAGCACAGAUUUUGCAUGAGACAUUUAUAUGCGAAUUUCAGAAAAAAGUUUAGAGGGCAAACCUUGAAGAAUCUAAUGUAUUGGUCUAGAUCUAGAUUUAUAAGUCGAGCAAUAACUGAUACACUAGUAAACAACAUGAGUGAAGCUUUGAAUAGUGUUAUUGUUGAUGCUAGAGGAAAGCCCAUUGUAACCAUGCUAGAGGAAAUUAGAGUUUACAUCAUGAAAAAAUGGGCAACCAAUAGAAUUAAGAUGUGUAAUAUAGACUUUGAUAUCUGCCCCAAGAUUAGAAAGAUACUUAUAAAAGAAUCAAAUUUAUCCAAAAAUUGGAUCCCUAGUUGGUUUGGAGAUAAAAUGUUUGAAGUUAGACAUUGUGCAGUGAUUACAAACAAAUUUGCAGUUAACCUGGACAAUCAACAUUGUUCCUAUAGGAAAUGGGAAAUUGCUGGAAUCCCUUGCUACCAUGCUAUUGCAGCAAUUAGAUUUUUAGAUUUAGAUCCAGAACAGUAUGUGCCCAUUUGGUUCAGAAGGUCCACAUAUGAUGAAACAUAUGCUUCAAUCAUAUUUCCAGUGAAUGGGCACCUUUUAUGGGAAAGAACAUCAUGCCCAGACAUCCUCCCACCAUUUCAAAGAAAAUUACCAGGCAGACCAAAGAAAAAUAAAAGGUUGGAGAGUUGGGAGCUAAGGAAGGAUGAAACCCAAAUGACCAAAGGUGGCCACCGCAAGAAGUGCAGCAUUUGUCGUCUUGUUGGGCAUAAUAGAAAUCAAUGCCCUUUAUGUCCUCAAGAUCAACCAGACCUACCACAACCAUCUGAAGCAGCACCACCCCAACCAACACAGGAAUCCAUUGAGCAACUAACUCAACCAAUCAAAAGGGACAAGUUAUUAAUUAAGAGACCAUCUCUUUUAUAA